AUGCUGAGCCCCCGCCGCCUCUGCAGAGGUCAGCCCGCCGCGCACCCACCGCCGCCGGCCGGGGAGGAGGCGCGGGGCCGGCGCGGGGCAGGGGACGCGGCGCUCCCGGGGUCCUCGGCCGCCCGGCCCGCGCGCUCGCCGCGCCCGCCGCGCUCCGCUCCGCCCUCGGCUCUGCCUCCCGCUCUGCGCGCGGCGCGGCUCCGGCCCCCUCCCCCCGCGGCCUCCCCCGCGCCCGCCUCCCGGGAGGGACCUCGCCGCCCGCGGCCGCUCGCCCCCGCGACGCCGGCCGGACCCCUCCCCGGGGGCCGCAGGGCCCGCUCGCCCCCAUCUGGCCAGUGCCGGCCCUGGCUGCCUGCCCAGCGCCCCUGGACCACGGGCCGCGUCCCGUCCCGACCCGCCGGGGCGAUCCCGGAGAGGCCCCGGGCUUCCUUCCGCUCUCCUCCUCCCCACUUCUCAGCUGGAGGCCCCUCCUCCCCGCCCGCCCGGGGUCGCCGGGUGAGGGGCUGCGGGCAGACUGGUCAGCACCCAGCCUCCUCCGGCAAGAGGCUGCCUUUAGCGGAGGGGCCGCAGGGUCCCUGCCAGGGAGGUCACUCCGGAGCCAUGGCCACAUGGCACAAGGAUGGGGCCCAACAAAGGCUAAAGGAUCCCCUACUGCGGGGGCAGGGCCAGCCUCAGCCCCGGCUCUCCUCAGGGGUGGGCCACGAAGCUCAGAGGCCCGCGUCGUAG
This is a messenger RNA of Lagenorhynchus albirostris (white-beaked dolphin), 726 nucleotides long. Its product is annotated as proline-rich protein 2-like. The record is from RefSeq and is a predicted model, not a curated record. The transcript has a single exon. Lineage: Eukaryota; Metazoa; Chordata; Mammalia; Artiodactyla; Delphinidae. Bases 1 to 726 code for a protein of 241 amino acids.